Molecule: messenger RNA, 889 nt
Organism: Camelina sativa (false flax)
Lineage: Eukaryota; Viridiplantae; Streptophyta; Magnoliopsida; Brassicales; Brassicaceae
Source: RefSeq, a predicted model, not a curated record
UAGGAGGUUAUAUGCUCCACGUGUUGUUACUCCCAUGAAACAUGUAAAUCCAGCCUUUCUUGCAAGAGAAAGUUUGGGGCCUGUGACAAUGGUCUAUUGGGACAUCAAUUCGUGUCCGGUUCCCCCUGGCUGUGAUGCCAGUCUGGUCGGUCCGUGCAUCAAGCGGUUCUUGAAGAAAGAAGGCUGCUCUGGUCCUCUCUCCAUCACUGCCAUUGGAAGACUAACAGAAGUCCCUAAUGACAUUCUUGAAGGAGUCUAUUCCAGUGGAAUCGCUCUUAAUAACAUUUUCCACGGGUUUUUUGACACUUUGGAUAGUCUUCUUUCUCGCUUUAUGAAUAGUAAUCCACCUCCAGCUAAUUUUAUGGUCAUAUCCGAUCCAAAAUCCUUGGUCACACCCUUUUUAACAUCCUACCCUUCUAUGAUUGCUUCCCGGCUAAAAUCGAGGGGAUACAACGUUCUUCAGCCGGUUCCAUGCGAUUCUCUUAGCUUGUUUUCUCUUGAGGAUGAUAAGUGCGUUGAUGAAACGAGUGAGUCUGCCUUCUGGAUUUGCUCAGUAUGCGACAAGGAUCUACCUUACCAAGGCUUUGAAAAUUUCAACACUCAUGUUACUAGUAGGCGACAUAAACGCGAGUUGUUGGACUGUUUGCCUGCGGAUCAUCGUUUUACUAGACGUGAAGAAGAAGAAGAAGAAGAAGAAGAAGAAGAAGAAGAAGAAGAAUAAAGCGAAACUCGUAUGAUUUGAAGGCCCAUGGUGUGGGUUUAACUAGUAUGAUUAUUUUCAAUUAAAUAAAAGCGAAACUCGUGUAAUGGCAAAAGUAACUUAAAGAACAAGUAACAGUUUUAUGCAGUUACUAACGGAAAAUUGUUUUUAAAAAAAAAAGGUUUAAUA